Caenorhabditis elegans is the source of this 861-nucleotide messenger RNA. RefSeq names its product G-protein coupled receptors family 1 profile domain-containing protein (gene srx-16). The transcript has 4 exons. NCBI's taxonomy places the organism in Eukaryota, Metazoa, Nematoda, Chromadorea, Rhabditida, Rhabditidae. Gene Ontology annotation, molecular function: G protein-coupled receptor activity. The coding region runs from base 1 to 861 and encodes 286 amino acids. Gene Ontology annotation, cellular component: membrane. The record is from RefSeq and is marked reviewed. Gene Ontology annotation, biological process: G protein-coupled receptor signaling pathway; signal transduction.
AUGCAGGAACAUUUCAUUGUGGCUAUCAUAACUUUUUUAGUGACAUCUUUGGGAACAGUAGCGAAUCUCGCAGUAUUUGUUGCUGCCCGAAGAAUAAGCUCUAUGAAUAGUUCAUUUGGUGUUAUCACAAAAAAUCAAGCAAUUUGUAAUACAAUUAUGUGUUUAAUCUUCUUGAUUUAUAUACUGCCAUUACAAAUUUUUCCCGUAAAAAUUUUUGUAAGAUAUUCGCAUUGUGUUGGAACGGCAGCAAUGGCAGUCUACGAAAUAUCAAAUCUUUCUCACUUUUUGAUUGCUUUUAAUCGAUUUUGUGCAGUAUUCCUGCCUUCGUAUUAUGAGAGAGUGUUUAGCCCGUUUGGUACAAAAGUUAUGACAUAUAUAAUUUGGGUGGUUUCAACAAUCUGGUGUGUGGUAUUAUAUGAAAUUGUUGCCUGUCAUUUUAAAUAUGAUGAUGCUUCUUGGUCACUUGCAUUUUUACCAUCAAAAAAAUGUACGCGGUUAACAUGGUACUCUGAUUUUACAUUCAAUACUUCACUGGUUGUUAUGACUCUUUGCACUAACUUGAUAACAGCAAUACAAGCUGGAAGAAAAAGCAGAAUGCUCAUGAAUGCUGCUGGAAUUCGAAUGUCAAAACGACAGAGACAAAGAGAAUUAAAUUUCAUAAAGCAAACAUUUUUUCAAGGAACAACUAUUUUCACUGGACAAGUUACAUAUUACAUCAUAGCACCAUUGCUAUCCAACUCUAUUAUAAUUUUCAUCGUUGGAACUUUAUGGGCAUUCAUGCAUGCAGUCGAAGGAGGAAUAAUUUUAGCAUCUAAUCAAGAAAUGAGAAAUACGUAUAGGAAAAAGAAACGUGAGUUUUAG